UAAUAUUUAAUAAUACUAACAAUAAUAUAUAAAUAAUACGAAGUAUAAAUAACAAAUAUUAACAUUCUUUUUGAAGGUAACAAAAUAUUAAUAUAAAUAAAUAAUAAUAUUAACAUCAACCAAAAUAAUUAAAUUAUCUUUAAAAAAUAAAACAACAAUUAAAUUAACCAUAAAAUUUUUUGAAUAAAAGACACAAAGCCCAACUUUCCAGCCCAAAAACAACCAAGAAAACCCUUGGUAUAAAUAUCUCACAUUCACCCCCUCAUCCAUUAGAACCCUAAUCUUCCUGCCUCUGUGCAUUUGUCUCUUCCUCUCCUUCAACGGAUACAAAUAAAAAAUCAUAAAAGACCUCCAGUCUCCAUUUAAAACUCUUUCACUCUCACAUCAUGUUCUUCUUCAACAACAGACCCAUGCUCAAUGAACAUGAAAAACUUCAAGGAUGUAGUAUUUUUCUGAUCUAGAAGAAACUCAACAUUUGGAGUACGAUUUUUCUUUGUUCUGUAGAGACAAUAAUUUGGAGAAGAAGAACUCCCCCUCUUUCUCUGUCAUAUCUGAUCCGAUUCUAUGUUCUAAAGAUUUCCAAAUCUCCGAACCUGGAAUAUUUUUGCAUCUUACAUGGAUAAUCAAGAAGUACCAUCUGGAUUUGAUAAUGAAUAUAACAAUGGCAUUGAUGACAAUGAAGAGCAGUUGAUAUCUACAACUAGCCGUGUUGCAUCUCCAAAACGAAAACGAGCUUUUACUAAACAAGACACAUUAUCUGUGAAGGGUAGGCGUACUUCUGCGGUAUGGAACCACUUCACUUUCACUACAUUAGCACUAGGAGGUUUUGAAGUGCAUUGUAAGUAUUGCAAAACUUACAAGUUUAUUUAUGAUAGUAUCAUGGGGACUUCUAAUGCUAAGAGACAUUAUUUAAAGUGCCCUUCUUAUUUAGAGUUCAUGUCUAAAAAUCCAAAUGGGCUUGCUGGUACUGAUUUUGAUCAAAAAACAUAUCUGAAAUUGUUUGCUCAAUCAAUAUUAGGUCAUGGAUAUCCAUUGCGUAUGGCUGAACAUCCUAGGACUAGAAGAUUGCAUGAUUAUCUGAAUCCAAAUGUCAAAACUGUUUGUAGAAAUACAAUGACUAAGUGUUGCAUGUCUGAGUAUAAUGAUUUAAAGAAACAAUUGUUUGAUACCUUAGGUGCAUCAAGUUCUAGAAUUUGUCUUACUUCUGAUUUGUGGCAAGCAUGUACUAUAAAUGCGUAUUUAGUCCUUACUGCCCAUUAUGUAGACAACAACUGGAAAUUGCGUUCAAAAAUUUUAAAUUUUCAACAUUUUGAAUCCUCUCAUACUGGGAAUAAUAUUUAUGAGUUUGUACAAGCUUUGAUUAGAGAGUGGGGUAUUGAAAAGAAAGCUUUUACAAUUACUGUAGAUAAUGCAACUAAUAUGGAUGUGUUUGCUGCAAGAUUAGAGUGUGAUUUGAAUGCUUGUUCUCCUUUACCCUUGGAUGGUAGAUAUUUUCAUAUUCGCUGUUGUGCUCAUAUCUUGAAUAUUAUUGUGCAAGAGGGUUUGCGUGUUAUUGAUGGUUGUAUUGAGAAGGUUCGUGAGGGUGUUAAGUACAUUACAUUUACUGAAGGUCGAAAAAUCAAAUUUAAGCAAUGUGUAGUGGCUACCAAUUCUGAUUUUAAAUUAAAGUUAAAAAAAGAUGUGUCCACUAGGUGGAACUCUACCUUUUUAAUGCUUGAAAGAGCAUUGUUAGCCAAAGAAGCUCUUGAUAUGUUUGCUAAACGAGAUGGUAAUUAUAAGUUUGGUCUUUCGGAUCUUGAAUGGCAACAUAUUCAAUCAAUGUCUAACUUCCUUGAGCCAUUUUAUCUAAUCACAAAACUGUUUUUUUGUUUCUGAUUAUCCUACUGCAAACCAUUAUUUUGGUAAUAUUUUGAGUAUUGAAAAGCUUUUACUUGACGCCCAUGUUGAUGAGAAUCCUAUGAUACAAAUAAUGGCUAGUACGAUGCAAAAUAAGUUUGAAAAAUAUUGGAGCAAUUAUUCUGUCAUUUUUUAUCUUUUGCUGUGAUUUUUGACCCUCGUUACAAGCUUGAUUUUGUGAAAAACUCGUACUCUAUUUUAUAUGUUGAUGAUGCAUCUAAUAGUAAAGCACAAAUUGUGCUUUCUGAAUUUAUUGACAUGUAUAAUUUUUAUGAGAAAUCUUCGACACCGUGUGCUUCAUCCUCAUCUUCAUUACAAAGCACGGCCACAUCUCCUUUGGCUCUUUCCUCUUCUAUACCAUUUAAGACCAGUGAUAUUUACAAGCAUUUUCAUGCAACAGUAGCUCCUAGUAGAGUUGGUGCAUCUGAAGUUGAUGCCUAUUUGAGUGUGCCAUUGAGAAAACAUAUUCCAGGAGAGGAAUUUGAUAUCCUUAAUUAUUGGAAAGAGCAAUCUGCCUCUUAUCCGAUCCGUUCUCGAAUGGCAAAAGAUGUACUCGCCAUUCCUAUAUCCUCUGUUGCCUCUGAAUCGUCGUUUAGCAUGGGUGGCCGGAUCUUGACCAAUAUAAGGAGCUGUCUAUCGGAUAAACAUCUCGAGGCUUUGGUUACUUCUAAACAUUGGUUGGAUGGUUAUGACGAAGAAGAGUAUGAAGAUUGUGAACUUGACACCGAGCCUUCCAACCUUGAUCUUUGAGAAUGUUGGAUGUCUUCUAGAUUACUAAUGGGGCUUGCUAGCGAGUCAUAUGCACAAGACUGCAACAACAACUGUGACUAACCUAAUAUAUUUUGUUGAGAAGUAUGGUUAUGUGCUUAAUGGUGGCAGAGCAUAUUACACCAAUUGAAGGCGACUGACUUAAUUGUCCACUAUAUACUGACUUAAUUGUGUUGCUUGGAAUGUAUAGUGGCGCAUUAGCUACUUAGUUUUGAGAUAAAUGGUUGGUCUUACAGCUUUUCCAACAUUUAUUCCAUUUGCUAGGUAUAUUUUGGGUACUUUUAAAAUCCUCUUUUGAUGUAAUAUCAGUAGGUAUAUAUUUUGGGUACAUAAACUUAAAAUCCUCUUUUGAUGUAAUAUAAGUUAAUGCUUAAAAUCCUCUUUUGAUGUAAUAUAUGUUAAUGGUCUUGUUUAUUGA
Molecule: messenger RNA, 3082 nt
Organism: Spinacia oleracea (spinach)
Lineage: Eukaryota; Viridiplantae; Streptophyta; Magnoliopsida; Caryophyllales; Amaranthaceae
Product: zinc finger BED domain-containing protein RICESLEEPER 2-like
Exons: 6
Coding region: 616-1875 (419 amino acids)
Source: RefSeq, a predicted model, not a curated record